Molecule: messenger RNA, 1072 nt
Organism: Gossypium raimondii (Peruvian cotton)
Lineage: Eukaryota; Viridiplantae; Streptophyta; Magnoliopsida; Malvales; Malvaceae
Product: DNA-3-methyladenine glycosylase 1
Exons: 1
Coding region: 87-962 (291 amino acids)
Biological process (GO): base-excision repair, AP site formation; DNA alkylation repair; base-excision repair
Cellular component (GO): protein-DNA complex; nucleus
Molecular function (GO): DNA-7-methylguanine glycosylase activity; DNA-3-methyladenine glycosylase activity; alkylated DNA binding
Source: RefSeq, a predicted model, not a curated record
AGAACCCAAGACUAUGAAAACUUAACCCACCCACGGUCCAACAAUCUUUUGUCACCAAAAUGCCCAAACGCUAACAAAUUUCAACCAUGAACCAUCCUCCGCCGCAAACCACCGGGAUCACCACUAGAACCACCGUAAAAAAGCUCCGUGAAAACCCCACACCGUCCUCCAAAAUCCCAUUCCAGUCCCGCAAAAUCCGAAAACUCACCACCACUGCAACCGUCGUCGACAACGACCCAACCAAAUCCCCUCACCCUCCCCUCAUAAAAAUCCCUAAAUCUCUAUCAACAAAACCCGAAAUCGACGCCGCUCUUAACCACCUCCGCUCAGCCGAUCCUCUCCUCGCCGCCCUCAUUUCAACCCAUGCCCCACCAAAACUCUCCCCUAAUAACUCCCCCUUCCUCUCUCUCACCAAAUCCAUAAUCUUCCAACAACUCGCCACCAAAGCGGCCAAUUCAAUCUACACCCGCUUUGUCUCCCUAUGCGGAACCCAUUCCGACGUCGUUCCGAACAGGGUCCUUUCUCUCACCCCACAAAAGCUCAGAGAAACCGGCGUCUCCGCUCGCAAAGCAAGCUACCUCCACGACCUCUCCGAUAAGUUCUCGACUGGGUUUUUGUCGGACACUUUGAUUCUCACGGCGGACGAUGAAACGUUGUUCCGAAUGUUGACGUCGGUGAAAGGGAUCGGUCCUUGGUCAGUCCACAUGUUCAUGAUAUUCUCGUUGCACAGGCCUGAUGUUUUGCCGGUCGGUGACCUUGGUGUAAGGAAAGGGGUGCAGUGUUUGUAUGGGUUAAAGGAUUUGCCUAAACCAAUGCAAAUGGAACAGAUUUGUGAGAAAUGGAGGCCUUAUAGAUCGGUUGGGUCUUGGUAUAUGUGGAGGCUUAUGGAAGCUAAAACUACAAAAGGGAAUAAUGGCAAUGCUCAGGGUGUUGUUGAAGAUGAUCAAAGUGGAGGGUUUUGAAAGAAAAAAAAAGUUUUUAGGAUUGAAAGUUUGCAACUUUUUCUGUAAUUGCCUGUAAUUUCUAGUGUUAUUGGAUUCAAUGUUAAUUCGAUCUGUUUAAUGUUUAUUCA